This is a messenger RNA of Drosophila simulans, 8741 nucleotides long. RefSeq names its product Down syndrome cell adhesion molecule-like protein Dscam2 (gene Dscam2). The record is from RefSeq and is a predicted model, not a curated record. The coding region runs from base 623 to 6532 and encodes 1969 amino acids. Lineage: Eukaryota; Metazoa; Arthropoda; Insecta; Diptera; Drosophilidae. Gene Ontology annotation, biological process: cell-cell adhesion; axon guidance. The transcript is spliced from 22 exons. Gene Ontology annotation, molecular function: protein binding. Gene Ontology annotation, cellular component: plasma membrane; axon.
CGCCGCAUCCGGCAGUUGCUGUUCGAGGCUCGAAGGAUACGCACGGCUCUGGUGGACGACGGAAGUUGGAUUGAAAAUGCAUCGGGACUGAGUGCCGAAAGUGACUGCGUGUGGUGAAUUCUCGCCGAAGAGAGCGUGGAAGAGAGCCGCGGAGUGUGUGUGUGUGUGUGUGAAAGUGCCCCUACUUUUUGGUGUAAGAGCUCCUAACUUGGCCAACACUUCGGUUCCGGCGGCGCGCAGUCAAGUCGAGUCCUUGCUGGCAGUCGGUUGUCCUGGCGGGAGAGUGCCUAGUUUUCGUGUAGCAAAGUGUGCCGGCACCGGGCCAUGCAGUCCACUAAAACAUAACAAAACACCAAAUCAUCCAAACCACAAAUCACCAAAGUGAAUAGAAAGAAUCUGAAAGAUACAAAAGUGCCAAAAGUAUGUGAGAAGAGGAGUCAAGUGUCUGCAAUGUAAAACCGCUCAAAAGCGAAAGCCAAAUCAAAAUUGUACAGCUCACUGCCCACGAAAAAUUCCUGAAAAAAGCUCAGCUAAAAACCCAGCAAAUCAAAAAAAGGCAACAAAUAAUAAAACAAAAAUUUCAACGAAAUUCAAAUCAGAAUCAAAACAGAAGCCGGUAAACAUGUGGAUUAGUAGCCGCUUCUUUGUGAUUCUCCUGCUGCUCAAUCUGGAUAACACCUGCAGUGAACCGUUCGAAGCCCACCUGCGCGGUCCCGGAUUCGUGAUGGAGCCACCCGGUCGGGUGGAGUUCUCGAACUCCUCCGGCGGCUGGCUGGACUGCUCGGCCUCCGGAAGUCCGCAGCCGACGGUCGACUGGGUGCACGCGGAUGGCUCGGCGGUGACCGAGAUCCAUGGAGUGCGACGUGUCCUGCGGAACGGUACGCUCGUCCUGAUGCCAUUCGCCGCGGCAGCCUACCACCAGGAUGUGCACAACACGAUCUAUCGCUGCAUUGCCAGCAAUUCGGUGGGUCGCAUCGUUUCGCGGGACGUGCAAGUGAGGGCGGUUGUGGCCCAGGCCUACAAAGUGGACGUGGAGGUGCUAUCUGCCGCAAGGGGAUGCACCGCCAUUCUGCGCUGCGUGGUGCCCACGUUCGUCAAGGAAUUGGUACGAGUGGUCUCGUGGGUUCAUGAACCCGCUAUCUACAUCUAUCCCUCGUUGCAAGGCGAUGGCAAAUUCCACUUGCUGCCCACCGGCGAGCUGCUCAUCCACAAUCUGCAGGAGAGCGAUGAGUCGCAGUCCUUCCGCUGCCGCAGCAUGCACCGCCUCACCCGCCAGGUGGUCGUCAGUUCACCCACCCGACUGCGUAUUAAUUCGCAUCGCGGCAUCAUUUCGCCGAGCGUGGUGGAGCACACGGCUCAUGUGCAGGUGUCGCAGGACGAGGGCGCGGUGCUCCUGUGCGUCGCCCAGGGCUGUCCUUCGCCCGAAUACAGCUGGUUCACCCACAAUGGAGCCGGACCCCUGCCCGUGCUGAGUGGUCCUCGUGUCCGACUGCUCGGCCCCAUCCUGGCCAUCGAGGCUGUGACUGGCGAGGAUUCCGGCGUCUACAAGUGCACGGCCGGCAAUGUGGGCGGCGAGGCUAGUGCCGAGCUCCGGCUCACGGUGGCCACGCCCAUCCAAGUGGAAAUCUCACCGAACGUUCUCAGCGUUCACAUGGGCGGCACCGCGGAGUUCCGGUGCCUGGUCACCAGCAACGGCAGUCCCGUGGGCAUGCAGAACAUCCUGUGGUACAAGGACGGCCGCCAGCUGCCCUCCUCGGGCCGCGUCGAGGACACCCUGGUUGUGCCACGCGUGAGUCGCGAGAACCGCGGCAUGUACCAGUGCGUGGUGCGACGGCCCGAGGGCGAUACGUUCCAGGCCACCGCCGAGCUGCAACUGGGAGAUGCGCCGCCCGUGCUCCUCUACAGCUUUAUCGAGCAGACCCUGCAGCCAGGACCAGCUGUGAGCCUCAAGUGCUCCGCUGCCGGCAAUCCUACGCCGCAAAUUUCAUGGACACUGGACGGAUUUCCGCUGCCAUCAAACGGAAGAUUUAUGAUCGGACAAUACAUCACCGUCCAUGGCGAUGUAAUUAGUCAUGUUAACAUAAGCCACGUCAUGGUCGAGGAUGGUGGCGAGUACGCCUGCAUCGCGGAGAAUCGAGCAGGACGAGUGCAGCAUGCGGCGCGCUUGAAUAUUUAUGGUCUUCCAUACAUUCGACUGAUUCCGAAGGUAACUGCCGUCUCCGGCGAGACAUUGAAUCUGAAGUGCCCGGUGGCCGGCUAUCCCAUCGAGGAGAUCCACUGGGAGCGCGGAGGACGGGAGCUGCCGGAUGACAUACGGCAACGUGUCCAGCCGGACGGCUCGCUGACCAUCAGUCCCGUGCAGAAGAACUCCGAUUCCGGCGUGUAUACGUGCUGGGCGAGGAACAAACAGGGUCACAGUGCGCGGCGGAGUGGCGAGGUGACGGUCAUAGUGCCGCCGAAGCUCAGUCCCUUCCAAACGAACAUCCUGCAGCUGAACAUGGGCGAUCGGGCCUCGCUCACCUGUUCGGUGGUGAAGGGCGAUCUCCCGCUGACCAUCAACUGGCGCAAGGACGGCCGCCCCAUCGAUCCCACCCAGCACAUGUCCGUGAAGCAGGUGGACCAGUACAACAGCAUCCUGGUCAUCGAGAAUCUGGGCAGCGACCACACCGGCAACUAUUCCUGUGUGGUGCGCAAUUCCGCCGCCGAGGUGGAGAACUCGCAGGCCCUGCUGGUCAAUGUGCCGCCUCGCUGGAUCGUCGAGCCCGUGGACGCGAAUGUGGAGCGUAAUCGCCACAUUAUGCUGCAUUGCCAGGCGCAGGGUGUUCCCACACCCAGCAUAGUGUGGAAGAAGGCUACAGGCAGUAAGUCGGGAGAGUACGAAGAAGUCCGCGAGCGUCCCUUCACCAAGCUCCUGGGCAAUGGCUCCCUGCUGCUGCAACACGUUAAGGAGGAUCGCGAGGGCUUCUAUCUGUGCCAGGCCAACAAUGGCAUCGGCACCGGCAUCGGAAAGGUCAUCCAGCUGAAAGUGAACUCCUCGCCGUACUUCUCAUCCACUUCCCGGUCCGUGAUGGUGAAAAAGGGCGACACGGCACUGCUCCAAUGUGCCGUCAGUGGGGACAAGCCGAUUAACAUUGUUUGGAUGCGCUCGGGCAAGAACACGCUGAAUCCGUCAACCAAUUACAAGAUCUCGGUGAAGCAGGAGGCCACACCAGACGGAGUGUCCGCCGAGCUGCAAAUCCGCACGGUGGACGCCACCGACAGCGGUCCGUACUUCUGUCGGGCCAGCAAUUUGUAUGGCAAUGAUCAGCAGCUGGUGCAGCUGCAGGUCCAGGAGCCACCACUGCCACCCAGUGUCCUGGAGGCGGCCAUGAUCAGCAGUCGAUCGGUGAACAUCAAGUGGCAACCGAAAACCUUGGGCACUGGCGAUGUGACCAAGUACAUAGUGGAGUUCCGCGAGGCAGAUCAUUCUCUCCCACCAGCUUUGUUUGUGGACCAGUGGCAGCAGAUCGAGGUCAAGGAUCCGCCACAUUUCAAUGCAAUGAUCGAGAACCUUAAGCCGGCGACACGUUACGCUUUCCGGGUGAUUGCCGAGGGAUCGGCCGGACGCAGUGCACCCAGCCAGGAGCUGAUUGUUCGCACGGAACCACAGCGACCCGCAGGACCUCCUCUAAGUCUGUCCGCCAGACCUUUGUCUUCCACCGAGCUGCUUAUCAGUUGGGUGGCUCCUUUGCCGGAACUGCGACAUGGUGACAUUCAGGGCUACAAUGUGGGCUACAAGCUGUCCAGUUCGGGAAAUACGGCAUACAACUUCACUUCCGUUUCCGGAGAUGGCGAUGGAGGCAAUGGGGAGCUACUACUCAGCGGACUGGCUAAGUUUGCCCGAUACACCGUCGUGGUGCAGGCUUUCAAUCAGGUGGGGCCAGGACCUCUGUCGGAACCCACCGCUGCUCAGACUAUGGAAGAUGUUCCAAGUCGACCACCGGAGGACGUGCGCUGUGCCGCCUUAUCCUCGCAAUCGCUUCAGGUGUCCUGGCAACCACCGCCAAUUUACCACACCAAUGGACUGCUGCAGGGAUACAAGCUAAUAUUCGAGCCCAUCAUCGAUGACAUUCAGCCCAGCAAGGACGAAGUGGAGUCGAGGAAAACGACAGCACUCACCAUGGUGCUGACAGGACUUCGCAAAUACACCAACUACAGUAUUCAGGUUUUGGCCCACACGCGUAUGGGCGAUGGAGUGGUAUCGAAGCCAUUGUUUUGCCACAGCGAAGAGGAUGUGCCCGAGGCUCCGGCGGAUAUCAAAGUUGUGUCGAGUUCAUCACAAUCCCUGUAUAUCUCUUGGUUGCCACCCAAUGAACCGAACGGAGUGAUCACCAAGUACAGUCUGUACACUCGUGUGGUGAACGGUCGCGAGGAGCUGAACAAUGAGAAACGUAGUCUGCCAUCGCAACAGGCCUAUUACGAAGCCAAAGGACUGCAUCCGCAUAUGGAGUAUCAGUUCUGGGUGACGGCCAGCACUCGAGUGGGCGAGGGCAAGAGUUCCCGAGUGUCCUCACAAAUCACCACGAAUCGCAUACCGGCAAGGAUCAUAUCCUUCGGUGGUCCAGUGGUCAGACCUUGGCGAUCCACCGUUACUCUACCCUGCACGGCGGUUGGAAAACCCAAACGGGAGUGGUUCAAAUCAGAUGUGGCACUGCGGCAAGGUGGACUCCAUAACUCCCAGCUGCUGGACAGUGGGGAUCUGAUCAUCUCCAGCCUGCAACUGGCGGAUGGUGGCAACUACAGCUGUCAGGUGGACAACGGCAUUGGAACUGAUCGAUUAACGCACACCCUCAUUGUCCAAGUGCCACCUACAGCUCCGGUUCUUUAUGUAACGAGUGCCACCUCGAGCAGCAUCCUCAUGCACUGGAAGUGUGGCUUCACGGGCAAUGCACCCAUCACCGGCUAUACCUUGUUCUAUCGGCGAGCCAAUGGCAACACGGACGAGAUGCAAUUGUCGCGACAUGCUUCCAGUCAUGAACUCAAGGGCCUGAUGUGUGGCAGCACGUACCAGAUCCACCUGAGUGCCCAGAACAAGGUGGGCACCUCACCCACCAGCACCAUUCUGCACGUGCGCACUCAGGGUCAAUCGCCUGGUCAUCCUGCCUCCACUGCCCUCUUGGCACCAAACUCGACCUCCCUGUUGGUUCGACUGCACUCUUGGCCGGACAACGGAUGUCCUUUGCUCUACUUCGUCCUGCAGUACCGAGCAGUGACCGACGAUCCGGAUGCGGAAUGGGUGCUAGUAUCCAAUGCCUUGAAGCCGCAGCGUCGCAUAGUGGUCAACAAUCUGCAACCUUCGACGCUCUAUCAACUCCGCAUGGAGGCGCACAAUGUGGCUGGAAUCUCGCAGGCGGAGUUCAACUUCGUGACCCUGACCAAGGAUGGAGAUCCACCACCGCCGGAAAUCAUGCAUCGUGGCCGUAGUGGUCAAACCACGGUCAUAUUCGCCAAUAUUAACCUGCUCAUCCCAACCAUAGCGGCAGUGUCUGGAAUGUUCUGCACAAUUAUCAUGAUCAUCGUUUGCUACAGACACAUGCUUAAAAAUGCACCACCGCUCGCAGAGCAAAGUCAAAUUCAAAAGGAAUCACUCGAGAAUCGAGCCAACUCCGAGGCUGCCCAGCGGGAGCGGUAUUAUGCCACCAUACACAAGGUGUCCAUGCAGAACAACGAUAAGAUUCCAGAAACCUCCGAGGACAUCUCGCCGUAUGCCACCUUCCAGCUGUCGGAGGCUGGGGGCAACAUGUCGCAGCCGCACCACGGCGGUCCGGCCAACACGCUGCUCCACUCGUUCAUGUACCACGAGCGGGCCCUGGCCGAGGGCUGCUCGUCGCCACCACCAGCCGCGUCCAAGAACCGGAGGCGCCACUCCAGGAAGACGGAGCCGGAGAGCGAGGAGUCGGAAUCGGACCAGGACCAGCUCACCUCCAGUCGCACCGAGUCCUCCAACCAGCACGAGGGCAAGAUCAAGCACAGCAUCAUCUACCAUGGAGCACAAUCAAGCACCUCCUCCGAUCUGUCACCAAUGUCCGAACAGAAAUCAUUGCCCCGCCGCGGUCGCUCCAGGGCCGGCAUCCUGCGCACGCUGCAUCCGCUCCAGCUGCAGGCCGAGUGCAACGCCGGCGCCUUCCAUCGCACGGAGGACGGCGGCCUGGGCGAACGGAUCGAGCUGGCCGAGGUUGAGGUCGAUGUGGAUACGAUUAAGAAGCUAAAGCUGGGUCAGAGGUCAUCGCUCUGGUCCCGACCUUCAUCCACCACCUCCCAGCUGCAGCAGGAGCACCAGCAGCAGCAACAGCAGCAGAAGCACCACCAGCAGCAGCAGCAACACCACCAACAGCAGCAGCAGCAGGCACCACAGCAACCACACAAACGAGCGCAUUCAAAGUCACCGCAGCCACAACAACAACAGCCACUGCAACAACAACGCCAACAACAUUCACCCGCUCCUGGCCAAAAAUUGCUUAGCGAGAAAUCGGAUUAUUCGAUAUCCGUCUGAGACAUUGGUAAGAUCUGAUCGCAAGAUCAGCAGAUUGGAUGAGACCGGGCCCCCCGAUAGCCACAAAUUUAGCAGCAGCCGGGCCGUUUUUGUACAUUUUUGUAAUGCAUUUGUUACCUUACCAAGACCACCCCUCCCCCCCUAACACCCUGACACCACUCUUGAAAUGAUAAACCUCUACUCCAAACUUUCGGAAGAGCCCCGCACCAAGUAAUACCCUCCUGUCCCCCCAAAAGAAACAACCAGAUGAACACUCAGUAAACUUUCGGACAAUCAGUAUCAAAAUUCUGCACCAACCAUCCAAAAACCAAAACAUACCGAAUCGAAACACUUCCCAUUAUGAACUCCUGCCCGUAUUUAUAGAGGUCAUACUAUAUAUAAGUAUUAACGAUUGUGCAUGCUAUAUACCCACGUAUGUAUGUAUGUAUCUACAUAUGUAUAUGUAUGUAGGUGAAUGCAUAUGGCAUGUGUCCAGAAAGAACCCAGGUCAGUUGUCGAACUUCCAGAAAUGUUGUAUGUACAUAUAUAUACUAACGUAGUCUAUUAAGUAUCCGUAACGACUAAUGCGUAUAUCACUCGAAACUGUAACUCAAACUACUAACUGCAAAACUAUCGCAAACUAUCGUAUCGAAUCGAUUCGAAUCGAACUGUUUUUCAUCGUAUGUAGAAAGGACGACCUUCUUCUAGAUGUUGAAGUCUCGAAUAGCAAUGAGUGUUUGACCUAUGAAAAGCUACUCCUAAAGUAGUUCCAUAAGUUUCGGUUUUGUGGUACACCAGGGCGAUGAAACGAGGAAUUUAAUCUUGAAAUUUUCAACUAAGCCGAAAACUCAGAUAUACAUAUAUGCUGUGUACAAAUUUAUAUGAAUGUAUAUUGAUGUGUGUCCCCGUGUGCGUGUCUACGUUAUGAGGCAGUCGUGUGCUCAUGUAUGUAUAUAGGAUAUAUACCGAGAUAUACAAUCGAAGAAUACUCAUUUAGUUGUUAGCGAAUCCACGUACAUGUAGAGUAUUGAGCAAAUGCUGUAAAUAAUCAAAAGUAAAACCCUCAAAGGACUGACAAUGUUGCAUGACUCACAUAGAGAAACCCAAAGGAAAGUAAAGCCACAAUGAAAAUGUUAACUAAAUGUAUUCGAUAUAGCCGAUGUACACACACUCGAAUAUGUCGCCAGCUGAAUUUGAAUUCAAGAAAGCAGUAUUCAUAGAUAAUAUGACAUGAUAUCGCAGUAAUCACACACAUUAGUGUUUCCAUUACAAUAAACUGUCAUUCGUCGAGUUGUAGAUAAAUGUUUUUAAAAACGAAUUAAUGGAAGUAAAUUGAAUGAGCCUGUAGGAGAAUCAAAUACCAGUCGUAAUUAAAUUUCGAAUUAUCAUAAACACUCAAUCAAGCAGCCGAAUGGAACGAAAGCCAAGUUAGGAGCAGACAAACAAACUACAAAUUAAUAUAACUCUUAGUUCGUAUCGAAUAAUCCAAAAGUAAUACGAGUACAUAGCUGUAUUUUAACUAGCCUACAAAAGCAUAAGGAAACCCAUUAAACAGUCAAAUAAAAUCGAUGAGGAGUAGAAGGAGGAUCAGAGGGACGAAUUGAACCCAUUUCGGAAACCAUGUGCCAAAAUUUGUUUUUAGACAAAGCUCUCUUAAAUUACGGAUAUACAAUAAAUAAUGCAAGCCAUGAAAAGCGAGUAAAUAGCAGCCACGAAAUAUGAACAUACCAAUUAGAGCCACAGAAUUCACAAAAUAAAGUCGCAGAUUAAGGUGUUCACUUGGGUAAAAUUUAUUCGAACCCGAGCCAGACAGCAUAAUUCUUUAGUGUCUCAUUUGAAAUAAAAGCAAAAACCAAAAAAAGGAAAAUUUACGAGCCAGCAGCACCCUUUGUUUAUAUAGCGAUUAACGCGAUUUUAGUCGGUUUUUAUAUGCAUUUAUUUGUACGAAGCAAUGAAAUGGUUUAUUACAUUUAACAUCGAAUUUUACGAAUUUAUUAAGAACAACAGAAAAGUUGCGACUGCAAGGAGCAACCUCACAGCAAAGUCUACAAAUCAAAAGAUGAAAUUAACUUAAUAGAUCACAAUCAAAACGAGAACAAACCGAGUAAUUAUACGAGAGGGAGAAACAAUUUUUAUGUUUAACAUAUAAUUAGCACAACAACUACAAAAUAAAAACUAUUAAUGUAAAAACAAACGGCAUUUAAAAAAUAUAAGAAAUAUUUAAAAAUAA